Messenger RNA from Theileria parva strain Muguga, 1308 nucleotides. RefSeq names its product Phosphomannomutase 2 (gene PMM). Gene Ontology annotation, molecular function: phosphomannomutase activity. The coding region runs from base 538 to 1284 and encodes 248 amino acids. Lineage: Eukaryota; Apicomplexa; Aconoidasida; Piroplasmida; Theileriidae. The record is from RefSeq and is a predicted model, not a curated record. The transcript is spliced from 8 exons. Gene Ontology annotation, biological process: GDP-mannose biosynthetic process; protein N-linked glycosylation; mannose metabolic process. Gene Ontology annotation, cellular component: cytosol.
UUUUUUUACUCUUAAUCUUGCGGAACACAGAAGAACAAGUGACUCUUCUAAGGGAAAUUAAGUAAUUUUGAAGAUACCUAAAAAAACUUCAUUUUCCAGUUUCGAUUCAGGUAAUAACCCUAAAAAUAAAAUGAUUUAAAGAAAUCUAAUUACCUUUGGAAUAUGAAAACUGUUUUAAAUCCUCCAAAGAACUUAAAUUUUCAAAUUCAAGCCCAUUUAACAAACAUAAUUCAUUAUAGACUAAAUUUGCAAAUUGGAGCAAAUUAUCUUCAGAAUAAACAAGUUCGAAAUAGAGACCAAAUUGUGUACACAAAUGGAGUGGCCUAAAUUAAGAAUUUUUGAAUAAAAUUAAAAAGUAUAUCUAACCUUCCAUUGAAAUCAUCAUAUAAUAACUUUAUAAGAUCUACUACUGAGUGAUUAACUCUCAGCAUUUCAUAAUAAUUUACUUAUUUUAAGUACCUAUGUAUCAGGUCACUACAAAUGAAAUAAUUGUUGUAAAUUGUCAAGAUAAACUAGAAAAUAAUUUGUUAAAUUAUAAUGGAGAAUGAUUCCAUUGUUUUAUUGUUUGAUUUGGAUGAAACUUUAGCUCUCUCCUUUAAACCUGUAUCUGACGAAAUGAAAAGCUAUUUACUAAUGUGUAAAGAAAAAGGUUAUCGCAUUGCUCUAGUCUCUGGUUCAGACUUCAAAAAAGUUGCAUCUCAGCUGAACCCCGAGUUUUCUAAAAAUUUUGAUUUUCUUUUCUGCGAAAACGGCACUCAAGUAUAUAAAAAUGGCGAAUUAGUCCAUUCAGAGUCUAUUGUCAAUUUUUUACCUGAUUCUCUCUAUAAGGAUUUGGUUAAUUAUGUUUUGGUAUACAUUUCAAAGUUGGAUAUCCCGAAAAAAAGGGGUUGUUUUAUUGAGUUAAGGAACUCAAUUAUUAAUAUUUCUCCUAUCGGUCGUAACUGCUCAGAACCUGAGCGUCAUGAGUUUUACGAAUACGACUGUGUCGAAAAAGUUCGACUUAAAAUGUGUCAAGAUCUCACUCAAAGAUUUAUGAAUAGUGAGCCUAAAUUACACUUUUCUGUUGGUGGUAAAAUCUCAGUUGAUGUUUUCCCCGAGGGCUGGAGCAAGACGUUUUGUCUUCAAUUUUUGGAUGGAUAUAAAACUAUACACUUCUUCGGUGAUAUGACGGACCCCGGUGGUAAUGAUUAUGAGAUUUUUGUUGACCCUCGCGUUAUUGGACAUAAAGUACUCAAUUAUCAUGAUACAAUUAAACAACUAAAUGAACUCUUUCUCAACAAAUAACCUCUCAGUAAUAUAUACUAUAUA